This is a messenger RNA of Babjeviella inositovora NRRL Y-12698, 1542 nucleotides long. RefSeq names its product Cwt1p (gene CWT1). Gene Ontology annotation, cellular component: nucleus. Gene Ontology annotation, biological process: regulation of DNA-templated transcription. Bases 1 to 1344 code for a protein of 447 amino acids. Gene Ontology annotation, molecular function: DNA-binding transcription factor activity, RNA polymerase II-specific; RNA polymerase II transcription regulatory region sequence-specific DNA binding; zinc ion binding. The record is from RefSeq and is a predicted model, not a curated record. The transcript is spliced from 2 exons. Lineage: Eukaryota; Fungi; Ascomycota; Pichiomycetes; Serinales.
AUGCCAGCCAAAAAGCCGUCGAAGCGGAAGAAGAAAGUCGAGAUCGCCUGUGUGUACUGCCGCCGCUCGCACAUGAUCUGCGACGACUCUAGGCCGUGUAAACGCUGCAUCAAGCGGAACAUCGGCCACUUGUGCCACGACGAGCCUGUCAAUUCAAGACAGCGUAAGAAGGCUGGGGUAGAUGACCCCGAAGCCGAAGCCGGUAGUAACGGCAAUGGCCCCCGCUCGUUUCUUGAGCAACCGCAGCAGAUCCAGCCCCAGCCGUUCGUCCAGUUUGAUCACACGUUGCCGAACUCGGCGAGCCAAAUCUCGCUCUCCAAUCUCGGGGCGUCCAGCUCCGUGCUAGCACAGACCUACAACCCGUUCUUCUUCUCUGAACACGCAGGCAACGAGUUCUCCUCUUUGAAUGCGUUCUUAGACAUGAUCGACGACUCUGAGUUAAACUUCAUUCCCGGCGUGAACGAGAUUGCAUUUGGGGAUACCAUGAGUCCCGAGCUUCCGAUGCCAGCACAGCCCCCGCCUCAAAUCCAGCAGAUCCAACACGCAGUGCCCCAGCAGCCCCAUCAGUUGCGCCAGAGUUUCAACGGUAACAAUAAUGACUCACUACAGAAUGUAUUUCAGACCGCAGGGCCGCUUCCCAACAGCCCGCUGUUCAAUCUGCAGCCGGAAAACCAGCCGAUGGUAUCUGACUCAGCCAAAGCAAAGUUCUUUUUGACGGCUGCGGACCCCACGACUGAGAUUUCGCCCGAAGAGCGGUUGAAACAGGUCAUUCACGCCAAGUUGGAGGCUGGGUUGUUGCAGCCAUACAACUAUGCCAAGGGUUAUGCCCGUCUCCAGGCCUAUAUGGACAACUACAUGAACCAAUCAUCAAGACAGCGUAUCUUAAAGCCGUUACUGGUGUUCCGGCCGGCGUUCCGCGCGAUUGCACGAACGUUGAAGGACGUGGACUUGGUGCUCGUGGAGGAAGUGUUUGAGCGCAUGUUGUUAGACUACGACAGAGUGUUCACGUCUAUGGCGAUUCCGGCGUGUUUGUGGCGCCGUACAGGGGAGAUAUACCGAGGGAACAAGGAGUUUGCCUCGUUGGUAGAGGUUAGUGUGGACGAGCUAAAGGACGGGAAGUUGGCCAUUUAUGAAUUGAUGAGCGAGGAGAGUGCCGUCAACUUCUGGGAGAAGUACGGGGCUAUUGCGUUCGAUAAGGGUCAAAAGGCCGUGUUGACAAGCUGCAACUUGCGCACCAGAGACGGCCGAAAGAGACGUGCAUGUUGUUUCUCGUUCACCAUCAGAAGAGACCGGUACAACAUCCCUAGUUGUAUAGUCGGAAACUUUAUUCCAAUUGAUGAAUAGAGGUAAUGGGUGUUAGACCCAUGUUUUACAACUACGCGUGUUUAUACUGUUAUUGAUUAAAGAAUACAGCUGUUGCAGGCUAUUUGUUGGAUUUUAUUGCUAGUAACAUGCCCUCUAGGGCUAGUUCCUGUCCGCAUCUGCAGGUCUUGCACGGCCGAGUUUUCGUUUCAAGGUGUAUAUGAACUAUAGAUCUCGUUU